Molecule: messenger RNA, 4626 nt
Organism: Benincasa hispida (wax gourd)
Lineage: Eukaryota; Viridiplantae; Streptophyta; Magnoliopsida; Cucurbitales; Cucurbitaceae
Source: RefSeq, a predicted model, not a curated record
AAUGGGGUGUUUUAAUCAAUUAUUUAUCUGUUGCUUCUUUGCCCGUUCGUCUUCUCUCUUCUCAACUGUUUGUGAAACUCCACCGUCUAAUCCCGCAGAGCCGUAGCUCCGCCGUUCGUCUCCUUCUCCACACGGCAACGCCGAUUCUGGUGUGAAGCUCUCGAGUCCCUUCUGACUUUCUGAAUAUUUUCGUAUACAUAUCAACAUGACUCGUGCAAGAAGAAAACAAGAAAAGAGAAAUAGGAAGGAAAGAUUACAGAAUGGAAAGGAAGAAGAAAGAUCAAUGACUGAAAGAAUUGAAGUGGUUCGGCGAAUUAUGUCUACAUCCUGACAUUUUCAAGCAAUGCCACUAAAUCUUAGUAUUCUUUGUUGACUCUUUUUCUAACUGGAAAUUCAAAACAUUCUAAUGCCUGUGUUAAAACUACCAAUUGGUGACAUUGUGCCCGUGAAGUUCACACCAUUUCUAUUCAGGUCCAAUUUCUUUGCUUCUCCUCACCAAAACCCAAUAAAGCUGUUGAAAGUAGCUGCAGAUGCCAAGAACUUAAAAUUUGGUAGAAUAGUCCAUGCCCAUCUGAUCAUUACCAAUCACAGCCAUGGAGACUGUAAAGUGAACCAACUGAAUUCCCUUAUUAAUUUGUACGUGAAAUGUGAUGAAGUAUCGAUUGCUCGGCAAAUGUUUGAUAGUAUGCCUAGAAGAAAUGUCAUAUCCUGGAGCACUUUAAUGGCUGGGUACAUGCAAAAUGGGAGUCCCUUGGAAGUUUUUGAGUUAUUAAAAAAGAUGGUUGUGAAGGAUAAUAUCUUACCCAAUGAAUAUGUGAUUGCUACUGUUAUAUCUUCUUGUGAUAGUCAAAUGUAUAUAGAGGGGAAGCAAUGCCAUGGGUAUGUGUUUAAGUCUGGAUUGGAGCUUCAUCAAUAUGUUAAGAAUACUCUUAUUCAGAUGUACUCUAAAUGUUCAGAUGUAAGAGCAGCAAUGCAGAUUUUAUAUACUGUCCCAGGUUAUGACAUAUUUUGUUAUAAUUUGGUAAUGAGUGAGCUUCUACAGCACACACAUACGGGAGAAGCUGUAGAAGUUCUGAAGUUAAUGAUUAGUGAAGGCAUAGAAUGGAAUAAUGCCACUUUUGUUACAAUUUUUCGCCUUUGUGCUAGUCUUAAAGAUAUAAAAUUAGGUAAGCAAGUUCAUGCUCAAAUGUUGAAAAGUGAUAUUGACUAUGAUGUCUAUAUUGGAAGUUCUCUCAUUGACAUGUAUGGGAAGUGUGGUAAUGUGUCUAGUGGAAGAGCCUUUUUUGACCAGUUGCAAAGCCGUAAUGUUGUUUCUUGGACAUCAAUCAUGGCAGCUUAUUUUCAGAAUGGAUUCUUUGAAGAAGCAUUGGAUCUGUUUUCAAAGAUGGAAGUUGAUCAUAUUCCUCCCAAUGAAUAUACACUGGCAGUGUUGUUAAACUCUGCUGCAGGUUUGUCUGCACUAAGCCUUGGGGAUCAGUUACAUGCACGUGCUGAGAAAUCAGGUCUCAAAGCCAAUGUUAUAGUAGGUAAUGCCUUGAUCAUAAUGUAUUCCAAGAGUGGGGACAUUUUAGCAGCACGAUGUGUGUUUUCAAAUAUGAUGUGUUGUGAUACCAUUACCUGGAAUGCAGUAAUAACUGGCCACUCACACCAUGGUCUUGGCGCGGUAGCUUUAAGCAUGUUCCAGGACAUGUUGGCUACUAGAGAGCGUCCUAAUUAUGUAACCUUUAUUGGUGUUCUCUCUGCUUGUGCCCAUUUAAGUCGGGUGGAUGAAGGAUUCUACUAUUUUAAUCAUUUGAUGAAGCAGUUUGGUAUUGUCCCUGGAUUGGAACACUAUACCUGUAUUGUUGGACUCUUAAGUAGAUCUGGACGGCUGGAUGAAGCUGAGAAAUUUAUGGCAUCAAAUCAAAUUAAUUGGGAUGUUGUUUCCUGGCGCACCCUUCUCAAUGCUUGUUAUGUUCAUAGAAAUUAUGAUAAAGGGAAGCAAAUAGCAGAGAACUUGCUACAGUUGGAGCCUAAGGAUGUAGGAACGUAUAUUCUAUUGUCAAACAUGCAUGCCAGAGUUAGGAGGUGGGAUGGUGUUGUUAAGAUUCGAAAAUUGAUGAGGGAAAGAAAUGUCAAGAAAGAACCUGGAGUGAGUUGGUUAGAAAUAAGAAAUGUUGCCCAUGUUUUUACAUCUGAGGAUAUUAAACACCCCGAGUCCAAUCUGAUUUAUGAUAAGGUAAAGGAUUUAUUAUCUAAGAUUCGACCUUUGGGGUAUGUUCCUGAUAUUGCUAGUGUAUUGCACGAUAUUGAGGACGAGCAAAAGGUAGACAAUCUUAGCUAUCACAGUGAGAAGCUUGCUAUAGCAUAUGGCUUGAUGAAGACACCAUCAGGCGCACCAAUCAGGGUGAUUAAAAACCUUAGGAUGUGCGAUGAUUGUCACACUGCUGUCAAACUUAUUUCCAAGGUUGCUAAUAGGUUUAUAAUUGUUAGAGAUGCCAAUCGCUUCCAUCAUUUUCAAGAUGGUUUUUGCUCGUGUGGAGAUUAUUGGUGAUAAUUUGAAUGAGUUUCUCAAGGGCUUGGAUGUUUUGAUGAUAAAAUUUCCACCUAUGCGGUAGGGGAGAUAAUAACAUACUCUUUCAUUAGUCUGGUAUUAGGCAUUCAUGGAACAAGUUGAGCCAACUACUUUCUCAUGAUGUUGGGUAUGUGGGUUAUUAUUGAAAUUUACUUAAAUUGCAACUAUCGGAACUAGCUAAAACAAUCUAAAUCUAUUGCAGAUUGCAGCAUAUUGGGAGGUAAAUUCUCCAGUAUCAAGGUUUUUUUGGUGAACAGCGAACAAAAUACAAGUAGAAGCAAUUGAUUUGCAAGUUUACAAGUUAGUAUUUUACUUGUAUCUUUCACAGUGGUCAUUUCAAUAUUCAUCAGGUUUGUUGAAUGCUAGGCCCUAGAUCGCAUGUCGACCUUGAAACCAGAUUGAAUCUUCUACUAAUGAGUUGGUUAAGUCAUCAGAGUUUCCAACUAGAGAAUCAAGAUUAGAGCCAGUAUAAUUCAUCUGCUGGGUUUUUUUCUUUGCACUUAUGCUGUAGUUUGGAAGGCAACAUUUUGCUAUAUUGGAAUUCACGUUUUGGAAUGAAAUGCAAUGCCAAAUUAAAAGAGGAAGGGGCUUAGAUACGAGGCAGAGCUAGUAUCAUUUGAGAUUAAUAUUCAGAUAGCCUUUCUUGAAAGAACUUUUGCUGCUUUGUUCUUGGCGAAGUCAUCUGCACCUCUCGCCAUAACUUUUUAUGUGAAAAUCACAACUCAUAUUGAGGUCACACUGGGGUUGCUCCAAGAAUUUACAAGAUGAUACAAAUAAAGGCAUCACACCACAAGGAGUUCAAGAUGUAGUUCCAUUUAAUGCAUUCAAGCUUCAUUUAUGACGAGUCAAGCUUAAUUCAAGGAAAUAGACUUAAACUACAUCAAACUACUUCAAGUGAAGCUUCAAUAAUUUCUGGAUGGUUACAAACUCUUGAGUGGCUGAUUUAAAAGACCAAUUUUCGGAGUUGGGAUGCUUAUUAGUUUAUUUGAAGUUUAAAGACCAUUUAUAUGUUGUUUUAGGUUUCUUUUGUUUGUGGUCAUUUAUAGCAUUAAAGUUUGGGAGGUUACAAACAAUAACAUGACAUAGUGGAAGGAUUUAGGUUGUAUUUUGGAGGCUAUAUAAAGUCAUCCUUAUUGUAACACAAGGAGGAGAUGGAGUGUCGACAAAUUUAAAUGAAAUCAAAGUCUUUUGAGCCUAUGGCCACGUGCAACUUAUUUUGCAUAUCUUGUGUUUAGAUUUGCAUGCUAGGAUUAUUCAAGUAGUAUUGAUCAAGCUAUCUUGAAAAGUUAUUCGAGGAGGUCAAAGACGAGUUUUGGGUAUUAGGUCUUGUUCCUCAACGAGGUUGUUAGAUCCGAUGGUUACUUAACACAAGACGUCCUGGAUGAAUGGAUUCUCACUAAUCAACGAUUUGAUAGCUACUUGAAAACUAAAGAUUGAAUUCAUUAAAUUCUCCAGUCUCUAUAUUCCCUGUCUAGCCUCCCCCAUUCUGCAAGGACUUGUUGGUGCAUGUACUAGACAAAGGGGGAGACAUUGUUGAUGAUAUCGAAGCGUAUGGAGCUUUCAAAGCAAUCAGCGGAGGCUUCAAUAUUCAUAAUACUCCAUCUCUGACAGCUACCUUCUCUCUCCAUUCCGAAGAGAGGGAUUUGUAAUGUGAAAUGAAAGCGAUUCUCGAUUGCUUUAUUUUGAUUGGCCCUCAACAACUCGACACCAAUAAACCAAACAUGGGAGUAUUAAGGUUAGAAACCAUUCACGAACCCUAUAUCAAAUAUGAAAAUUAUUUUUAACAACAAAAUUGCUGAAAAUAUUUACUAACAUAGCAAAAUAUCACAGUUUAUUUGCAAUAGACUGCGAUAGAUCACGAUAAACUACUAUUUGUAUUUAUUAUAAAAUUUUACUAUAUUUGUAAAUAUUUUAGUUCAUUUUGCUAUAUUUGAAAACAACCCUAUCAAAUAUGUAGGCAUUCAUGUUAGAAGAUGUGAUUCGCUUGAUUAAAAUUGAAAGGUCUAAGUUUGAUUAUUGCAACUUCUAUCGAUUUGAGUAGUUUUUGAAAAUUAAAAAAAAAAAAAAAAAAA